UCUGGUGGCUCACACGUAGCUCUAUUGGCGCUGCCUUUCCGGCCUCCACGUGGGUUUGUUUGCGAUGGCGGCCCAGGAGCAGCCGGCGCGGAGCGAGGUCCCGGCUGCGGCGCCAGGCCGAGGACCCCAGCGCCGACGGGUGGCUAUGCAGAUCCCCGAGGCAAUUCUCACCAAUAAGGAGCUGCAGGAGGCAGUUGGAGCCCUCCCCAGCAACUAUAACUUUGAGAUCUACAAGACAGUGUGGAGAAUUCAGCAGGCCGAGGCAAAGAGAGUGGCUCUGCAGAUGCCCGAAGGCCUCCUCAUGUUUGCGUGCACCAUCGCUGACAUCAUUGAAAGGUUCACCGGUGCCGAGGUGGUGGUGAUGGGAGACGUGACGUACGGUGCGUGCUGUGUGGAUGACUUCACGGCCAGGGCCCUCGGGGCGGACUUCAUGGUACACUACGGACACAGCUGCCUGGUUCCCAUCGACGCCACGCAGGGUGUGAAGAUGCUCUAUGUGUUUGUGGAUAUCAAGAUCGAUACGUCCCACUUUGUGGAAACUGUCCACUUCAACUUCCCCAAGGGCGCCUGCCUGGCUCUUGUCAGCACCAUCCAGUUCGUCUCCGCUUUGCAGGCGGCCUCCCAGGUGCUGCGCUCUGAGUACAAGGUCAGCAUCCCACAGUGCAAGCCGCUCUCCCCAGGUGAGAUCCUGGGCUGCACCUCUCCCCGCCUGGGGCCGGACACAGACGCCGUUGUGUACCUGGGGGAUGGGCGCUUCCACCUGGAAUCUGUCAUGAUUGCCAACCCCGGAGUUCCCGCCUACAGGUACGACCCCUACAGCAAAAUCUUCUCCAGGGAGCACUACGCCCACGAGCGCAUGCAGCAUGCCCGGCAGGAGGCCAUCCGCACCGCCGCCCGCGCCCGGAGCUGGGGACUCAUUCUCGGGACCCUGGGGCGCCAGGGCUCCACCUCCAUCUUGCAGCACCUGGAGGGGCGGCUCCAAGCCCUCGGCCUCCCAUUCGUCAGGGUGCUGCUCUCGGAGAUCUUCCCCAGCAAGCUGCAGCUGUUCCCCGACGUGGACGCGUGGGUGCAGGUGGCUUGUCCCCGGCUCUCCAUUGACUGGGGAGGAGCCUUCAGCAAGCCGCUGCUCACACCCUACGAGGCUGCUGUGGCCCUGAAGGAAAUUGAGUGGCAGCAGACUUACCCCAUGGAUUUCUACGCCGGCCAGUCCCUGGGGCCCUGGACAGUCAACCAUGCCAGCCACCAGCCCCAGAGGGGCACCAGCCGGCCAACGCAGAGGAAGCUGCCUGAACCUGUGGUACCAGUGGAUGCUGGUGUGGGGAAGAAAUGCACCGACUGCAGCUGUCAAGACAAGGCCCCAUUGCAGCCAGAGCACCCCUGAACCCCCAAACAAUGGGGAUAUUGGCAGGUACAGCCCUGCAGUUACUGGCCUGGAAACAAGCGCUCCCAGCUUUGCUCUCAGGAAGGGCUGUCUCUGACUUCAGAGCUGGUGAAAUGGGCCAGAUCAACAGCACUAUAGACUGACUGACUGGCACCCAGAGCAGGUACAGAGUAGGCAGUGGCAGGGCCACUCUCUCACUGCCCUGGAGAACCAUCUCUGUGUCUCGCCCAUUCAGCCUGAAGUGUUUCCACGGAGGCUGCCUGAAAGAACCAGCUGUAGCAGUGGUUUCUGUGAUAGGGACCAUUCCCUGGCCACUGGACUGAGAUCCCCCAUUAAGGAACAGCUGUGCCGAAACCAUGAUUAAUUUGCAUUGAAAUGUCCCGUGUGUACUACAGAGAGGUGGAAAUGGCCACGCAAAGGCCCUUCAACUGUGCUGGGUGUGGGACAUAGUCUCACUAACGGGAUGUUGAGAAGCACAAAGUUGGGAGCAGUGCCAAGGUUCUGGUUGUGUUCUGCGUGGGGAAGAUGGAUUUUAGGCCAACACACUGCUCUGUUCCCCUCAGUGCCUCAGCCCCAGUGUGUAGACAUCAAGGCUCAGCCUGGGGGCAGCAGUGAACCCUAACUUACACACUGUAGUUACCUUGAUACAUUUGCCAGUUGCAGUGGAGGGACAGAUUCUUUGUCUCUGUGUGUUUCACCAUCCAUGGUUUGCAAAAUCCUCUUUCAAAGUUGGAAAUAGUGUCCUCCAGCCCCAGAGUCCUGUCACAGGUGGGCAGAUGUGGACUCUCCUCCCCGGGGCCUUGGUUCUACUCACAGAGCAGCCUUCACCUGCUAUCACUAGCUCCUGAUUACAUUGAUCUAAAGGAGAAGAGAAACACGCCCCGUAGCUCUGUCAGAGCCUAUGUUAACUUGCCUCUUCGGGGGGUGUCUUUGCUCUGUCACCAGUGGUGGUGCUGGGGCAGGGAGAUAAAUGGUGCAGGGGCAAGGGAGAGAGAGGGGCUCCCAGCAGAGAGGGACAGGGCAGGCCCUGUAAAACUAUCCCAGCCUUGGGCUCCUGCUGGUGCCCCUCACUCCUGACCCACAGCCCCCUGCUAUCCCAGCCUUGCCCCCCCCCCCCCCGCCCUCUGAGCUAGGCCCGGCCCCAGGGGGCUGCUGGCUGCCUAGAGACUGACCGGCCGGGGGAGGUCAUGGCUUGUAUUGGACCGGCUGGGGGGAGCUCAGGCUGGCCAAGGAACGGGGCGUCCCAGGGCCCAUCGCCCCACCAAGGGGUGCAGCGGGGG
Messenger RNA from Trachemys scripta elegans, 2661 nucleotides. RefSeq names its product diphthamide biosynthesis 1 (gene DPH1). The record is from RefSeq and is a predicted model, not a curated record. The coding region runs from base 65 to 1381 and encodes 438 amino acids. Lineage: Eukaryota; Metazoa; Chordata; Testudines; Emydidae. Gene Ontology annotation, molecular function: 2-(3-amino-3-carboxypropyl)histidine synthase activity. Gene Ontology annotation, biological process: protein histidyl modification to diphthamide. The transcript has 12 exons.